Messenger RNA from Danio rerio (zebrafish), 1155 nucleotides. It is a transcript of the gene pcnp, whose product is annotated as PEST proteolytic signal containing nuclear protein. Gene Ontology annotation, biological process: protein ubiquitination. The record is from RefSeq and is marked validated. Lineage: Eukaryota; Metazoa; Chordata; Actinopteri; Cypriniformes; Danionidae. Gene Ontology annotation, cellular component: nucleus.
CUCUCCGGUAUCCGUAUGUGCCUAAAAUAGAGUCCUGCGAUGGCGAAUGAGAAGUACAGCAGCGAAGGCCCCUCUCAAGAAGGAGGUAACUGUAGCUCACCUUUGGUCUCCAAGGCAUCAGUCGCUCACCUUGGUAAGUUGUUUCGCCUCCAGCAGGACCGGAAGAGAAGGGAAGCAGUGUGAAAACUAAGACUGUCUCUUCCAGCAAGGCAUCAGGAGACAGUCUGCGAAAGCGGCCUGCUCGUGAGAUCGACCCAGAAGAUGAGUCCAAAAGCACAUCAGCUCCCCCUAAAAUGUUCAAGUCAGGGUUUAGCAUGACAGCAAAGAAACCUAUGGCCAUCUCUAUCAAGCUGGGAGCAAAUAAACCUAAAGAGCCUCCCCCUGCCAUACCUCCCAAGAAAUCUGGACUUGCAUCUGUUUUUAAUGAGGACGAUGAUAGCGAGCCUGAAGAAAUGCCACCUGAGGCAAAGAUGAGGAUGAAGAAUAUUGGCAGAGAAACGCCCACAUCAGCUGGCCCCAAUUCCUUCAACAAAGGAAAGCAGGGAUUCUCAGACCAUCAAAAACUGUGGGAGAGGAAGCUUAAAUCCCACACAGAUCAGUAGUGUCUGCUUGCUUUUUGGCACUGAUUUUUAUUUUUUGUUUUUGUUUGAUGAACAUUGUACAGAUGUAUAUAUGUAAUGAAUGUUUACGCUAAAACCAUCUUUUUCGCCAUGCUAUGGUUAAAAAAUGCCUUCCUGUGUAGAGUGCAAACAUAGAAAAUUAGCAUAAUCUUUAUCACUGUACAAUAUGACAUGUGCCACACCAGCCUGUUAUCAUUUACAGCUUAGUUGUUAUACAGAAAAGGAAUGUGGUGGUGCAGUCAUUUAGGAUUGUUUAAGAUUCAUUCAUAGCAAGGAAAAAAAAAAGUCUAUGAAGUAAAUAAUAAAUAGGAGAUGUGGCAUCCAUUUUAAGAAUGUUUUCCCUCAUUCAUCUAGUUGGUGUGUUUGUCAGGUUGUGAAAGCAGAAUUAAAUUAUUUCAUUUUCAAAUUUAAUUUGCUCACCUUCAUGGAAUUUACAAACUUGUAUUUUGUGGAAAAGAAAAAAAUUAUACUUGUAGGGUUUUCCUUUUUGUUCUUUUUUGUUACUGUGUUAAAUUAAAGGAAAACAGAAACAACA